AUGAGUGGUGAACAUCCUAACAUGUCAGCAAACCUCUCUGGAAAACAGAAGCUAAAUCUUGUGCUGUGUGGAAGUGAUGGAUCACUUAAGGUCUCUGUGUUAAAACUUUUACGUGGGAAAAAGAUUAAAACUUCAUGUUGGCAAACGAGCAGUGAAGUGAGUGAGAAGAAAGAGGAGAAGAUACAUGGACGUCUGAUCAGGCUGCUGGAGUUUCCCGUUCUCAGUUGUCUCUCAGAGGAAGAAGCGAUGCAUCAGACUCUCCGCUGUGUGUCUCUCUGUCAUCCUGGAGUUCAUGCCUUCAUCAUAACUGUUCCUGUUGGUCCACUGACUGAUGAAAGCAAAGGAGAAAUAGAAAUGAUUCAGAAGUUAUUUAACUGUAGAGAGCAUUUUAUACUGCUCUUCACAACAGAGUUUACUGUUGAAGCAUCAAUGACAGAUUUCGUCAAAUCCACUCCAGAAUGUCAGAGGUUAAUCAGUCUCUGUGGAGGUCAGUACAGAGUGAUGGGGUUGAAGGAACCUAAAAACUCAAAACAGAUCCCAGAUCUACUGGAUUAUAUAGAGAACAUGAACACUGAACCAUAUUCACUUCAGAUGCAUGUGAAAGCUCAAGAGAUUAAAACCAGACGUGAACUGGAGGGAAAAAUGAGGGAAAUGGAAAGUACGAUCAAAGACCUGCAGAAGAAGAUUCCAACAGAAAGUGCUAAAGGUGAAGCAGAUGAUAUCGAGUGUUUGAGAAUUGUGCUAAUUGGAAGGACAGGAAAUGGAAAGAGUGCAACAGGAAACACUAUUCUGGGGGAAAAAAGGUUUUGCAGCCAAUCAAGCAUAGAUUCAGUGACAACAGUUUGUAUGAAGGGAGUUGGUGAAGUUGAUGGUCGAUCAGUGGCUGUUGUUGAUACUCCAGGACUCUUUGACACGACACUGAAAAAUGAACAAGUGGUGGAAGAAAUAGUGACAUGUGUUUCACUCUCGUCACCUGGACCUCAUGUGUUUGUCAUUGUGUUGAGUGUGGGAAGAUUCACCAAGGAAGAGAAUGAUACUAUGCAGUUGAUUAAGAAGAUCUUUGGUCAUAAAGCUGCUCAGUUCAGUAUCGUCCUGUUCACUGGAGGAGACAAGCUGAAAAAUAAGUCCAUAAAUGAAUAUGUCAGUGAAACUAAAAAUGCUGAAUUCAGGAAGCUGAUCAGUGAUUGUGGAAACAGAUUCCUGGUUUUUAAUAACACAGAAAAACAAGAAAGAACUCAAGUGAUUCAACUGUUAAACAUGAUAGAAGAGGUGAGAAAUAGUAGUCAGGGUAGAUAUUUCACUAACAGCAUGUUUGAGGAGGCAGAGAUGUCCAUUAAAAAGAGAAUGGAGCAAAUACUGAAAGAGAGAGAGAGAGAAAUUCAUGCUGAAAAUGAGAUGUUAAAAGCAAAAUAUAAGACUGAAAUGAAAAACGUGAUGAAGAGACUUGAUGAAGAGAAACAAAAAGUAGAUGAGGAGAAAAUGAAAAUAGAGAAUCAAUUCAGAGAAAAAGAGAAAAAUCUCAGGAAAGUGUUUGAAGAGAAAGAGAAAACAGAACAGAAGAAAAGAGAGAUUGUGAACCAAAAACGAUCAGAAGAGGAAAAACAGCAAAGAGCUGAAUAUCAUCAUAAAAUAGAAGAGAUGAAGAGAGAGAUUGAAAAUCAGAGAUCAGAUUAUGAAAAACAGCAGAAAGAAAGAGAAGAAGACUAUAGAAAGAGAGAAGAGAAAUACAGAGAAGAUCUAGAAAAGAUAAAACAUGAACAAAAACGUAUUAUAGCAGAGGUUCAGAGGAAACAAGAAGAAGAAACUAAGAAGAGAGAAUCUGAGGAAAGAAAGAGGAUUGAACAAGAAGAGAAAGAGAGAGAGGAAUGGAGAAGAAGAAUAAAAGAGGCUGAAAAUGACAGAAAAGAGACUCAAGAGGAAAUUAAACGACAGCAGAGAGAAUGGGAGGAUGAAAAGAAACGGCAGAUGAGAGAACGAGAGGAAGAAGAAAGAAAGAGAAAAGAGAAACAUGAGGAACAACUGAAAGAAAAACAAAAAGAACUGGAGAAAAUGAGAAAGAGAUUUGAAAGAGAGAAAGAAGAAGAAAGACAAAAGAUAGAGGAGGAGAGACAGAAACGCAGAAGAGAAAAAGAAGAAAAAGAGAGAGAAUAUGAAGAAAAGAAACAGGAAACAAAAAGACAUUAUGAACAAUUGGAGGGAGAGAGAAAAGAGGAGUGGGAGAGAAGAAAACGAGAAGAUGAUGAGAGACAAGAAGAAGAGAGAAAGAGAUGGAAGAAAAUUGUUGAUGAUCUGAAACAAGAACAAGAAGAAGAGACCAAGAAAAGAGAAAGAGAGGAGAAUUGGAGAAAAGAAAGAGAAGAGAAGGAGCGAAAUGAAAUGAAACAGAAACAUGAAGAGGAAAUGAGAGAGAUGAAGAAGAAACAUGAAGAUGAAGCCAGAAAACAAGCAGAAGAAUGGAAUGAUUUCAGAGAGAAAAAAGAGAAGCACGUUCAGGAGCUUCAGCAGAUGCUGGAAGAUCAUCAGAAACAACAUGACGUACUGGAGAAACUCUACCAACACCUCCAGAAUCAGAAAGAAGAUGAAAUAAAAGAGCUGCUACAAGAAGUGGAAAAACUGAAGAAUAAUUCAAGCUGUUCUAUUCUGUGAUUGUUUUCAAAGCAAAGAUGAGGGUUAAAUAACA
Molecule: messenger RNA, 2680 nt
Organism: Carassius gibelio (silver crucian carp)
Lineage: Eukaryota; Metazoa; Chordata; Actinopteri; Cypriniformes; Cyprinidae
Product: golgin subfamily A member 6-like protein 22
Exons: 3
Coding region: 1-2646 (881 amino acids)
Molecular function (GO): GTP binding
Source: RefSeq, a predicted model, not a curated record